Molecule: messenger RNA, 845 nt
Organism: Acanthopagrus latus (yellowfin seabream)
Lineage: Eukaryota; Metazoa; Chordata; Actinopteri; Spariformes; Sparidae
Gene: naa38
Product: N-alpha-acetyltransferase 38, NatC auxiliary subunit
Exons: 3
Coding region: 117-455 (112 amino acids)
Cellular component (GO): NatC complex
Molecular function (GO): RNA binding
Source: RefSeq, a predicted model, not a curated record
AUCGUGAUGGUGUCUCUCCCCUUAAGGAAAGAGAAAAAAGGGUACCGUGUUUCCGGUUUAGCUGGUCCGUCCGAAAAAGUGCUCCGCCUGCAAAUGUAAGAAAGGAGGAAGGAGUUAUGGCAACAAUGAUUGAGGAAAAUGGUCCUUCGACUCAUGUGCAGUCCGAAGUGUCCUCUUCGUCUCAGGCCAGGCAGAAACUAGAGGGGCUCCUGAACAAGAACAUGAGGAUCCGCAUGACAGACGGACGGACCCUGGUGGGGCUCUUCCUCUGCACGGACCGAGACUGCAACGUCAUCCUGGGAUCAGCUCAGGAGUUCCUCAAAUCCACAGAUACGUUCUCCCAGGGCGAACCCAGAGUCCUCGGCCUGGCCAUGAUCCCCGGCCACCACGUGGUGUCCAUUGAGGUGGAGGCAGACAGUCUGGAGGACACACAAGGAUUCGGAGCUGCCCAUUGACGACGCUUUGCCCCCGUUUCGGACGACGCCCGGCAGCUCUCAGCGGGACUGUCUCUCGGCGAGCCGGCUGCACGGCUGCAGACGAGCUCUUAAAGGAGAGCGGACAUCUUCCACGGAGGAUUCGAAUCGGUCACGUCACCUCCACGGACGCAGAUACAGAACUCCUGUGUGAAUACUGUGGAUUUAGCCAUUCCCUCUAUGCUUGAAGAUGUGUCCAUUUGCAGUGAUGUGUGUGUGAAAAGUGUGUGCCAACAGCAGCUAUAUGGAUGAAUGUGUGUGUGUGUGUAUACAGUAAACGUCUUUGUUACAUGAUGUUUUAAAAUGUCCGGCUGUAUUUGAGACUUUGUGUUAAAUGUUGGCAAAAAUGGAGAGAAAGCUGACUGAAACGAU